AUGCGGAGCGUGGCCGUGAUGCUCCUCUGCCUGGCUGGCGGGCAGCUCACAAGCGCCACAAUCUGCAAGACCUACGGCACCAUCCCGGGCAUCCCUGGGUCACCAGGGAAGCCUGGCAGCAACGGCCUGGAUGGAGAGAAUGGCCAAAAAGGGGAGCGAGGUCCCCCUGGCCAUGUGGAGGAUGAAGGAGAGAUUGGGGAAAAGGGAGAGCCAGGAGCUCCAGGGUACCCUGGGAAGGUCGGCCCCAAGGGCCCCAUGGGUUCAAAGGGGGCUCCGGGUCUCAGGGGUCCCCCCGGGCCUCAGGGAGACUUCGGUGACCACAAGAGCACCCUGAAAUCUGCCUUCUCAGCUGCCAGGACGGUCAGCAUCCUGCCGCGGCGGGAGCAGCCCAUCCGCUUCGACCGCAUCAUUACCAACGUGAACAACAACUACGAGAACCGCUACGGUCGCUUCACCUGCCGCAUCCCAGGCAUCUACUACUUCACCUACCAUGUCACAUCCAAAGGCAACCUGUGCAUCAACAUAAAGAAGGGCCGGGGUGGCAGCAGGGGUGACAAGGUGGUGACUUUCUGUGACUUCGUGCAAAGCAGCUACCAAGUCACCACGGGCGGCGUGGUGCUCAAGUUGGCAGCGGAAGAGUCCGUCUGGCUGGAGCCCACAGAGAAGAACUCCGUCGUGGGUGUCGAAGGGGCUGACAGCAUCUUCUCCGGCUUCCUGAUCUUCCCCGAUGCUUAGUCUGCUGCGGACACCACCUGCACCCCCUCCGCUGCCUCUUCCCUGCAGCCGGCCUC
Tinamus guttatus (white-throated tinamou) is the source of this 791-nucleotide messenger RNA. RefSeq names its product complement C1q B chain (gene C1QB). NCBI's taxonomy places the organism in Eukaryota, Metazoa, Chordata, Aves, Tinamiformes, Tinamidae. Gene Ontology annotation, molecular function: protein binding. The record is from RefSeq and is a predicted model, not a curated record.